AUGGGUUGGAGAUAUAAGGCGGGUCUGUUUCUUAUUGCUGCUGUUGUUGUCAUCUGGGUUUCCUCUGCAGAAGUCACCCAGGGUAUCUUUGAAAACUACAAACAGCCCUUUGCAGUGACAUAUCUUGGGGCUUCUUUAAUGGUAAUUUAUCUCCCGGUAGCAUUUCUAAAGGAUUGGAUUAGUAGUCUGAUAAGAAAACGCUCUGGUAAAAGUUGCAAGAGUGUGAUAGGGAUAACUGACGAUUCUUGUGCGGGAAGCGCUUCUCCUUUGAAAGAAGUGUUUGAAAUGGAUAUAAAGGGGGCUUUGACUAGAAAGGACAGUGAAGCAGACCUUUCUGAUCAGGAAGAGGGGUUGCCAUUAGUUGCUAGAUUCGUGGAUGUCAAUAAGGAUAGUAAACAAAGCAAGGAGGUUUCUACCAGGGAAAUUGCCAUGUACGGACUCUAUCUGGCCCCUAUUUGGUUUGUUACCGAGUACUUAUCAAAUGCUGCCCUUGCACGCACCAGCGUCGCAAGUACAACCGUAUUAUCAUCUACCUCAGGACUGUUUACUCUCUUCAUUGGUGCAUUCUUGGGGCAAGAUUCCUUAAGUAUAUCAAAAGUGCUUGCUGUUUUUGUCAGCAUAGCUGGUGUUGCGAUGACAACUCUAGGAAAAACAUGGGCUGCAGAUGAUGCACAACUUAAUCCUUCAUCAGAUGGAGAACGCACUCUUGCGGGGGAUCUUUUUGGCCUUCUGUCUGCUAUUUCAUAUGGUCUAUUUACUGUUCUUCUCAAGAAGUUUGCUGGUGACGAAGGCGAGCGGGUAGAUGUCCAGAAGUUGUUUGGAUAUGUCGGCCUGUUUACACUUGUUGCCUUAUGGUGGCUUGUGUGGCCAUUGACUGCUUUAGGGAUAGAACCAAAAUUUACAAUCCCCCACUCUGCUAAGAUGGAUGAAGUUGUGAUUGCAAAUGGACUUGUUGGAAGUGUGCUCUCUGACUAUUUCUGGGCACUAUGUGUUGUCUGGACAACUCCCCUUGUAGCCACCUUGGGCAUGUCCCUCACCAUCCCACUUGCAAUGAUUGCUGAUAUGGUUAUACACGGACGCCAUUAUUCAGCCAUUUACAUUCUGGGAUCAAUUCAGGUAUUCGCAGGUUUUAUCAUAGCUAAUCUCUCAGAUUGGUUUACUAGGAAUCUUGGACUAUAA
Molecule: messenger RNA, 1179 nt
Organism: Oldenlandia corymbosa var. corymbosa
Lineage: Eukaryota; Viridiplantae; Streptophyta; Magnoliopsida; Gentianales; Rubiaceae
Source: the annotation of a GenBank genome assembly